This is a messenger RNA of Pan troglodytes (chimpanzee), 2535 nucleotides long. It is a transcript of the gene ZNF224, whose product is annotated as zinc finger protein 224. The record is from RefSeq and is a predicted model, not a curated record. The transcript has 6 exons. Gene Ontology annotation, biological process: regulation of transcription by RNA polymerase II. Gene Ontology annotation, cellular component: nucleus. Gene Ontology annotation, molecular function: DNA-binding transcription factor activity, RNA polymerase II-specific; RNA polymerase II transcription regulatory region sequence-specific DNA binding. Lineage: Eukaryota; Metazoa; Chordata; Mammalia; Primates; Hominidae. Bases 370 to 2493 code for a protein of 707 amino acids.
GGGUCCCGGGGAAUUCUGGGAAGUGGAGUCCAAACAUUCGGCGGAGUCGCGGACACUUCCGCUCGGGGACUGAGGUUGCUGCAGUUUUUCCGCGAUAGUUUGGGGCAGUUCCGCGCGUUGCAGACCCUUCUGAAUUUCCUGGACCUACGCAUUGGAUCCUCAAAGAACUGGUGAUCGAAUUAGGGGAAAAGGGGCCUCGUCGGAGAGUAGAGCUGAAUACCACCAGAAACAUACCUGUAACCAGAGACAGCUGAUUAUAGCUUUCUGCAGCAAGGAAGCCCACGUACCAGGGGCUGUCUUGGCACAAUUCUGCUUUCCCAGGAACUGCAUCACUCAGGACUCUGCAAGUUUCCAGAAGUAAGAGGGAAAAUGACCAUGUUCAAGGAGGCAAUGACCUUCAAGGACGUGGCUGUGGUCUUCACUGAGGAAGAGCUGGGGCUGCUGGACCUUGCUCAGAGGAAGCUGUAUCGAGAUGUGAUGCUGGAGAACUUCAGGAACCUGCUCUCAGUGGGACAUCAAGCAUUCCACAGGGAUACUUUCCACUUCCUAAGGGAAGAAAAGAUUUGGAUGAUGAAGACAGCAAUCCAAAGGGAAGGGAAUUCAGGAGACAAGAUCCAAACUGAGAUGGAGACUGUUUCAGAAGCAGGAACACAUCAAGAGUGGUCCUUCCAGCAAAUCUGGGAAAAAAUUGCAAGUGAUUUAACCAGGUCUCAAGACUUGGUGAUAAAUAGCUCUCAGUUCUCCAAAGAAGGUGAUUUCCCCUGCCAGACUGAGGCAGGACUAUCUGUAAUUCACACAAGACAGAAAUCUUCCCAGGGCAAUGGAUAUAAACCAUCCUUCAGUGAUGUCUCCCUCUUUGAUUUUCAUCAACAAUUACACUCAGGAGAGAAGUCUCAUACGUGUGAUGAGUGUGGAAAAAACUUUUGUUACAUCUCAGCCCUUCGUAUUCAUCAGAGAGUCCACAUGGGAGAGAAAUGCUAUAAGUGUGACGUGUGUGGUAAGGAAUUCAGUCAGAGUUCACAUCUGCAAACUCAUCAGAGAGUCCACACUGGAGAGAAACCGUUCAAAUGUGUGGAAUGUGGGAAAGGCUUCAGUCGUAGAUCAGCACUUAAUGUUCAUCAUAAAUUACACACAGGAGAGAAACCUUAUAAUUGUGAGGAAUGCGGGAAGGCCUUCAUUCACGAUUCCCAGCUUCAAGAACAUCAGAGAAUCCAUACGGGGGAGAAGCCAUUCAAAUGUGAUAUAUGUGGUAAGAGCUUCUGUGGUAGAUCAAGACUUAAUAGGCAUUCCAUGGUUCACACGGCAGAGAAACCAUUCCGAUGUGAUACGUGUGAUAAGAGCUUUCGUCAGAGAUCAGCACUUAAUAGUCAUCGCAUGAUCCACACAGGAGAGAAACCAUACAAAUGUGAGGAGUGUGGAAAAGGCUUUAUUUGUAGGCGAGAUCUUUAUACGCAUCAUAUGGUCCACACGGGAGAGAAGCCAUAUAAUUGUAAAGAGUGUGGGAAGAGCUUCAGAUGGGCCUCGUGUCUUUUGAAACAUCAGCGAGUCCACAGUGGAGAAAAACCAUUCAAAUGUGAAGAAUGUGGGAAAGGAUUUUACACAAAUUCACAAUGCUAUUCCCACCAGAGAUCCCAUAGUGGAGAAAAACCAUACAAAUGUGUGGAGUGUGGGAAGGGCUACAAAAGGAGGUUGGAUCUUGACUUUCACCAGCGCGUCCAUACAGGAGAGAAACUGUAUAAUUGUAAGGAAUGUGGGAAGAGCUUUAGUCGGGCCCCAUGUCUUUUGAAACAUGAGAGACUCCACAGUGGAGAAAAACCAUUCCAAUGUGAAGAGUGUGGGAAGAGGUUUACUCAAAAUUCACAUCUUCAUUCCCAUCAGAGAGUUCACACUGGAGAAAAGCCAUACAAAUGUGAGAAGUGUGGAAAGGGCUACAAUAGUAAGUUUAAUCUUGAUAUGCACCAGAAGGUCCACACAGGAGAGAGACCAUACAAUUGUAAGGAAUGUGGGAAGAGUUUUGGCUGGGCCUCGUGUCUUUUGAAACAUCAGAGACUGCACAGUGGAGAAAAACCAUUCAAAUGUGAAGAGUGUGGGAAAAGAUUUACUCAGAAUUCACAGCUUCAUUCUCAUCAAAGAGUGCACACUGGAGAAAAGCCAUACAAAUGUGAUGAGUGUGGGAAGGGCUUCAGCUGGUCCUCAACUCGUCUGACCCAUCAGAGACGCCACAGCAGAGAAACACCUCUCAAAUGUGAGCAGCAUGGGAAGAACAUUGUACAGAAUUCAUUCUCUAAAGUGCAAGAAAAAGUUCACAGUGUAGAAAAGCCAUACAAAUGUGAGGACUGUGGGAAGGGCUACAACAGGCGCUUGAAUCUUGAUAUGCAUCAGAGGGUCCACAUGGGAGAGAAAACAUGGAAGUGUAGGGAGUGUGAUAUGUGCUUUAGUCAGGCCUCAAGCCUUCGACUUCAUCAGAAUGUUCAUGUUGGAGAAAAACCUUAGUGAUGUGAUGGUGCAAUAAAGUCUUCACUCAGUCUUCAUGAA